UGGAGGGAGGACGGAUAAACGGCGCUGACAGUCUAACCGGAUUUGAUAUACCUGGCUUGGCUCUGGAGGAGGGGAGAGGAGGGAUGCGACUGUGAUUCCCCCCCCCUCUCUCUCUCUCUCUCUUUUUUCCCCCCUUGUCUGUCUGUCUGUCUGUCUUGUCACCCACCUCCUCGGCAACACCACUAUACCACCAACUCACAACAUCACUUCUCGGAACCUAUUCGAGACGCACCAGUUGUGGCUGCUUUGGUGCUUUUUUUUUUUUCUUUCUUUUUUUAUAUCUUAUCUUCAGCGGAUAAAGAACAUACUGGGGUUUGUGCGUGGGGUUGUUUGGCUGUCACCCCCCACUCCAUUUCUGUUUCUCUAUUCUCAAAAACUAACAUUAAAAUAAAAACUGGGUUUCCAAUCAGUGGAUGUGUUGGACGUCUGACAGAUAAAGAAGCAAUACUAGUUGAGAGACCGUUUUCUACUGGCUUGUAUGUAUUGGAGGAAUUUCCUCGGAGUGACGGACUGCGCGCAGAGUCUCUCCUCUGGCUUUCAAGUUACUGCUGCCACUGCUCAGCUCUCUCCAAGUGAUUCUCCCAGUCAUUACUGCCCAGGAGAGGACCACUUCUCUAUGUUACCUCCAAAACAACUUAAAUGCAAAUCCAGCCCCUCAGCGCUGCUGUCAGUGAGUGGAGGACGUCGACAUAUCUGUGUUACUGGGCAGAAAAGCAACCCCUCCAUCGUAUCUAUCACCGGUAAUGAGCUAAAGGCCCUGUGAUUUGAGGAGAGAGGGAGAAAAGACUCAAGAGAAAAACAAAUACUACACUUAAAAAGGCAUCAUCAAGCAAGUUGGUUAUGACUAUCCGUGGUAACCGGUCCCAUCACAGCUAAUGAACUAGGAAGUUCACCAACGUUUCGUUAGCACAACCAGGAUAUCACCUCGGUGGGGGCGGAGCUCCACUGAGAGGCAGCAGAAAUCAGGGCGCAGAGCACAGUGCACAGCUGCUCACGUUGGGCAAAGAUGGUGAUGCUGUUAAUGAGGCGGGAGGGCCUCGGGCUCCUGAGGGCUUUCCUGGUCUUGGUGGGAGUUUCUGCGCUCUGUAGCGUUGCAUUAGGAACCCGGAAAGGAAACACUUCUUUGGAUCAAAGGAGUCACAGACACAGACAUCCAGGUCAUGUGUCCCUGCAUAGACACAGACAGAGAACAGGGAAGGAAGGACAGGUGCUCCACAGGUCCAAACGAGGAUGGGUCUGGAAUCAGUUCUUUGUCAUUGAGGAGUACACUGGACCCGAUCCAGUUUUGGUGGGCAGGCUCCACUCAGACGUCGACUCAGGUGAUGGCAACAUCAAGUACAUCCUGUCUGGCGAAGGUGCAGGAACAAUCUUCGUCAUUGAUGACAAGACAGGCAACAUCCAUGCCACAAAAACCCUGGACCGUGAGGAGCAGGCCCAGUACACUUUAACAGCCCAAGCUGUGGCCAGAGACACAAAUAAACCCCUGGAACCUCCAUCAGAGUUCAUCGUGAAAGUUCAGGACAUCAAUGAUAACCCUCCUGAGUUUCUGCAUGGGCCAUACUACGCCAGUGUGCCUGAGAUGUCCAAUGUUGGUACGUCGGUGAUGCAGGUGACAGCUACAGAUGCUGAUGACCCCACCUACGGCAACAGUGCCAGACUUGUGUACAGCAUACUGCAAGGGCAACCAUAUUUCUCUGUGGAGCCUCAGACAGGUAUAAUUCGGACAGCCUUGCCAAGCAUGGACCGCGAGGCACGCCAGGAGUACGAUGUUGUCAUCCAGGCCAAAGACAUGGGUGGUCACAUGGGUGGAUUGUCCGGUACCACAGAGGUGAAGAUCACCCUCACGGAUGUCAACGACAACCCUCCAAAGUUCCCACAGAGUGUGUAUCCCAUGUCCAUCUCAGAGGAUAAAGUGCCAGGAGAGGAGGUGGGCCGCCUUAAGGCCAAAGACCCUGACCUUGGAGACAACGGACUGGUCAAGUACAACAUAAUAGACGGUGAUGGAAUGGGCAUAUUUGAACUCAGCACAGAUUCGGAGACUAGAGAGGCUGUCAUCAAGUUGAAGAAGACCGUGGAUUAUGAGACUAAGAGGCUGUACACUUUGAAAGUGGAAGGAUCCAACCCUCAUGUUGACCCACAGUUCCUUGCCUGGGGGCCUUAUAAGGAUGAAGCCACUAUAAAGAUUUCUGUGGAGGACGCAGAUGAGCCUCCUGUGUUCAUAGCCCACAGUUACACAUUUGAGGUAGAGGAGAAUGCGCCUGAGGGAACCCUAGUGGGACGCGUCCACGCCAAGGACACUGACGUUGCCAACAACCCUGUCAGCUAUAGGAUUCCUCAGUACACAGAUGUAGAGCAGUUCUUCAGCAUCAACCCAGAAGAUGGCAUGAUUACCACAACAAGACCCCUGGACAGAGAGACCCAGGCCUGGCAUAAUAUCUCUGUGUCAGCGAAAGAGACAGGAGGCCACCAUCAGGAGACCAAAGUACGCGUGAACAUCAAAGUCAAAGACGUAAACGACAACGCCCCAGAGUUUGCCACCAACAAUGAAGUUCUUAUGUGUGAAACCAUCGCCCCAGGGAAGCUUAUUGAAACAGUCAGUGCGGUGGACAAAGAUGAAAUGGCCAACAGACAACACUUCACAUUCAGCCUCGCUCCUGAAGUCGCCCACAAUCACAACUUCUCCCUCAAAGACAACAGAGACAGCACAGCCAGCAUCUAUGUGCUCCGGAAAGGCUUCAGCCGCCUCACCCAGGAUGUUUACUUCCUUCCAGUUGAGAUAAAUGACAAUGGAUUCCCUGCCAUGAGCAGCACUAACACCCUCACCAUCAGAGUCUGCUCCUGUGACAGCAAAGACACCAUUCUGUCCUGUAAUGUGGAGCCCUACGUCCUACCUGCAGGCCUCAGCACAGGGGCGCUGAUAGCAAUACUAGCCUGUAUUGUCAUUUUGCUGGCAAUAGUGGUGUUGUUUGUUGCACUAAGGCGUCAGAAGAAGGAACCGUUGAUAGUGUUUGAGGAGGAGGACAUCAGGGAGAAUAUAAUCACGUACGAUGAUGAGGGAGGUGGCGAGGAGGACACUGAGGCCUUUGACAUCGCUACGCUGCAGAACCCUGACGGUGCCAACGGUUUCCUGCCAAGGAAGGACAUCAAGCCAGAGCUCCAGUAUCCCAUCAGGCCUGGCAUCGGCCGUCCUGCAGCCAACAGUGUGGACGUUGACGACUUCAUCAAGACUCGGAUCGCAGAGGCCGACAGCGACCCCACCGCUCCCCCUUAUGAUUCCAUCCAGAUCUAUGGGUACGAAGGUAGAGGAUCGUUGGCCGGCUCGCUGAGCUCCCUCGAGUCUGUUACAACGGAGUCUGACUUGGAUUAUGACUAUCUGCAGAGUUGGGGGCCGAGGUUUAAGAAGCUGGCGGAUUUGUACGGGACCAAAGACUGCUCCAUUAACGAUGCUGAUGAAGGUGAAGACUCUUAACAGUGGUCAAAGAGAGUGGACGUCCCAGAUUUCUGAUUUAUUGAUUCCGUAAGGAGUUGUAAACCGAAGUUAACAGCUCUCGAUUUCCAAUACCAAUUAGCAAGUGAUCGGUUUAGACCAAUUUGUCACUGAACGUCGACUGCUCCCCUUCCCACAGCGCCUUCUUGGUCCUUCCAAGACGAUUUGGUAACUAAUACAUCAUGAACGCUGGGAAAAGCUGUCUGUGUUUUUCCCAAGUCUUUCCUUUACCUCCUAUAUCUGUUUCCUUGUCUCUUCCCACAGACUUGAGCAUUGCAGGGUUGGGCUGGGAAAUGUCAUCAGUGUGUUCGAAAGUAACUGUUGGGAGAAAAAGUUGCUGCGUGGUUAAGACGACUUGCUUAUAGCAAACUCUUGUUUAGUUUAUUAGAGUUUCUAUAUACUUUUGUGGACUGGAUUCACUUACUUCUGUGGAGAUCUUAUACCCAUAAACUGGGUGUAUUUCUCUUAGUUGCUAUCUUAGUCGUGUAUAAAAGUGAAACAGAAAGAGAGGAAUACAGACAUAUAGUAGAAAAUCUAGCAUGGGUAUCCAGCAACAGAAAGAAAAUAAGAUAGGUGAUGAAAAUGUAUCAGAAAGGUUAAACUGUUAAAAUGCUUUUUCACAUUUGUUGUUGUUCGUCCAGAAAUCAGCAGGUACUGUGGUUUUAAAUGGCGUGACAGACUCUGGGUUGUUGAUACUCUGAAGAUGCUCACAGCAUCUUCAGCAUCUUCAUAGUACAGCAUCUUCACAGUAUGGUGGCCUUAUAAUAAAUAUACAACAACUCCAGGGGAAAAAACACAAAGAAUAACAACGUGACAGUAGGGAGAGCACUCGCUUCAGUAGCUACACACAGAACACACCAACAGGACACACGACGGACUGAGUAUCUGUGAAAAACGCUACUCAAAUACCUUUUUUUUGUUUGUUUUCUACUCCUAAAAAGAGAUGGAGUCGACAUGGAGUCAAUUUAAAACUGUGGAUGAUUCUUUGUUUUCAUUCUUCACCACUGCGGGGAAGAAAAGGAAAGCCGCCCCUUCUUCUCCACGCCCAUUUCCACUUUAUGUGUCACCCCAGCCAUCCAGAUUCCCACCCACCCUACCUGGUCACGUCCACAAAUGAAUGAUCACUUCCUCAUUCGGAGUCCACCAAUGAUGAUCAAUCACGAGUAAAAACCUGUGAGCUCUAAAAAUCGCCUUAAACUUAAAUGGACACUCUUGCAACGCAGUGCAUUCUCUUUUUUUUUUUUUUUUGUUGUUGUUUUUGUUUUCUCCUUUUUCUGUUUGGUUUUUGUAACUUGAAAAGUAUAUUCGGAAAGCAAACUACUCCAUGUUAGGUAUGUACAGAGCAAUGUGCAGAUAUACGAUAUCUCUCUUUGAGGAUCCAACUUGCACCUCGUGCACUCUUAAAAGAGGAUGUGCUGUUUUCUGACAGCUCCAUUUAAUGAAGAAAACAUACAUUGUGUUAUUUGGUGACACCAGCUCUACUGGCAGGAACAUCUCUCCAAUCAUUGUUGCUAUUUAUUUAGCAUCUUGAAAAACUGUGCAUUGAAAAAUAACACAAAUAUAGUUUUCUUGACAAAAUGUGUAUCUAGAGGGCAAAAGCAGCACAUCCUUCUUAAGUGUGUAGGUUCUUGUUAUUAUAUUAUUCUGAUUAUUAUUGUUGUUUUUUAUUAUUAUUGUUAUUAUUAUUAUUAUUAUCAUUCUUACAACAAUAAUUGUUCUUUCUUUGGCUGCAAAUACACAGGAACAAGCUCAAAUUUAACUCUUUACAGUUCAGAUUUGUCUUUCUUAUAGUUGUCUUUUAACAUGAAAAGGUUUUUUGACAGCUAUAGGAGGUUUCCUGCCAAAAGUUAAAUAUCAGCUUCAGUUUCUGCCUCUCUCAUCUCUUACUUUUCUUUUCUUUUUUAAUCUUUGUUUUCUUUUCAUUUUGUUUGGCGUUUCUUUGUUCUUUCUCCCUGGUCAAGAGGAAAACUAGCAAUCUGUGUUUGUUGCAGUGAGAGAACGCCUCGUUUUUAUUCUCUGUCAAGUUUUAUGGUACCGAUUUGUACAAUUUUAAAAGUUCUUAUUUUAGUAUACAUGCAGAAUAUUCCAGUAUUACAACAAAAAACAUGUUAAGAAGAUAAGAUUAAAAAAAUGUUACAGCAUCACACUUAUAUUUUCUGAACAUUGUACUGUUGCUUUACUAUGUGCUUCAAUCUCCGAAGCGAAAAAAUCUUUGAAAUAAAUGCUCUUUUUAUAAAA
Sphaeramia orbicularis (orbiculate cardinalfish) is the source of this 5725-nucleotide messenger RNA. RefSeq names its product cadherin 11, type 2, OB-cadherin (osteoblast) (gene cdh11). Gene Ontology annotation, molecular function: calcium ion binding; cadherin binding; beta-catenin binding. The record is from RefSeq and is a predicted model, not a curated record. The transcript has 17 exons. Gene Ontology annotation, cellular component: adherens junction; catenin complex; plasma membrane. The coding region runs from base 1007 to 3469 and encodes 820 amino acids. NCBI's taxonomy places the organism in Eukaryota, Metazoa, Chordata, Actinopteri, Kurtiformes, Apogonidae. Gene Ontology annotation, biological process: cell-cell adhesion mediated by cadherin; cell morphogenesis; cell-cell junction assembly.